GUGUGACACCUACCGGAAGUAAACAAACAGAGAACUAGCAUCGUUCGCUGUGUGGAUGUGUGGAGUUAGCGGGAAGACGGUGGUGUAGUCGUAUCUGAGAGAAAUAUUUCAGUGGUAAUGAAGCAACAAUGUCUUCAGUUCAGUGUUUGAGAGAGUUUGUCAACGAGCGACUAACUGCUGCUGCUGAAGAAAUAUCCAGAGUCUUUGAACAAACUAUCGUCGAGUACGAGGAAGAGAUCGAUCGUCAGCGCAGACUGCUGGAUAUCGUGUGGAAACCUGAGAUAAGGCUGCACAGGACAGAGCUCCCACAGCAACAUGUCUGUAAGGAGGAGGAGGUUCUCACUGAGCAGCAGCUCUGUAACCAGGAGAGGAACUCCAGUCUGGACCAAGAGGAGCCAGAGCCUCCACAGAUUAAAGAGGAACAGGAGGAAGUGUGCAGCAGUCAGGAGGGAGAGCAGCUUGUACUGAAGCAGGAGAGCCAGACCUUUAUGUUGACUCCUACUAAUGAGGAAAGUGAGCACAGUGAAGCAGAAGCAAACAGUGAGCAGCAGCUCCUCUCUCACAACUCUCCUGUAGCUGAGAGCCAAGAUCAGAGAGGAAGCCAGCAUGUGGACCCAGGAUCAACUACAAAUGCAGAGACACAGACAAAGAGGAGACGUCGCAAAAACACAAGUCACAGGAACAAUGAACACAACUCUCCCACAACAGAGGCUCACUGUGACACUCAGAAAGGUCAACAGACUUUAAGAUGUGACACCUGUGGGAAAACUUUUCAGUAUGAGUCCAAACUAAAUGUACAUUUGAGAAGCCACACAGGUGAGAGGCCGUAUGUUUGCAACACCUGUGGGAAAAAAUUCAGUCAGACAUCAGCACUGAAAAAUCAUGAAAGAAUUCACACAGGUGAGAAACCAUACUCCUGUGAGACGUGUGGGAAAGGAUUUAGAACUAGUACAGCCUUGUUGCUCCACAUGAGAACUCAUACAGGUGAGAGGCCGUAUGUUUGCAGCACCUGUGGGAAAGGUUUCAGAUGCAGUAGUGGCUUACUGGUGCACACGAGAAGCCACACAGGUGAGAAACCAUACUCAUGUAAAAUAUGUGGGAGAGCUUUCAAACGUAACAGUGGCUUGAAACUUCACAUGAGUAUCCACACAGGUGAGAAGCCGUACGUCUGCAAGACCUGUGGGAAGAGAUUCUGUAGAAUCUCGCUGUUAAAAUGGCACAUGAGGAUCCACACAGGUGUGAAGCCACACUCUUGUGAAAUAUGUGGGACAAGUUUUUUAUGUAAUAGUGUCUUAAAAGUUCACAUGAGAACUCAUACAGGUGAGAAGCCAUACACCUGCAACACCUGUGGGAAAAAAUUCAGUCAGAGAUCAUCACUGAAUGUUCAUUUGAAAACCCACACAGGUGAGAAGCUGUACACCUGCAGCACCUGAGGGAAAAGAUUCAGAUGGAUUCCACACAAGCAGAAAUACCAUAUUACUGAUAUAAUGACUUAGACUCUGAAGUUGAAGCUGAGAAACCAUUAGUGCUUUUGGUUUAUGUACGUUGUUGUCAUCCAAUCAACUAGAGUUUUUCUUUUUUUGCUGUAUGUCCGUUAAUUUUGCAUCCGUUAAUUGUAUAAUUUUUAUGUACUUUGAUAUAAAUUCAUUGUUUCAUGUUUUCAUGUAAUUGCAUACAACAAUCAGAAUAUUAAAGAACAUGGGCAGUUCUGUUU
Messenger RNA from Lates calcarifer (barramundi perch), 1714 nucleotides. RefSeq names its product zinc finger protein 664. The coding region runs from base 129 to 1433 and encodes 434 amino acids. The transcript has 2 exons. Lineage: Eukaryota; Metazoa; Chordata; Actinopteri; Centropomidae. Gene Ontology annotation, biological process: regulation of transcription by RNA polymerase II. The record is from RefSeq and is a predicted model, not a curated record. Gene Ontology annotation, molecular function: RNA polymerase II cis-regulatory region sequence-specific DNA binding; DNA-binding transcription factor activity.